Setaria italica (foxtail millet) is the source of this 811-nucleotide messenger RNA. Its product is annotated as ferredoxin. Gene Ontology annotation, molecular function: electron transfer activity; 2 iron, 2 sulfur cluster binding. The record is from RefSeq and is a predicted model, not a curated record. The transcript has a single exon. The coding region runs from base 102 to 515 and encodes 137 amino acids. Gene Ontology annotation, biological process: electron transport chain. Lineage: Eukaryota; Viridiplantae; Streptophyta; Magnoliopsida; Poales; Poaceae.
CUCCAUUGCUCCUUCAUUCCUUCCCUAAUCCCUAGGUGUGUGUGGCCGAUUCUUCCAUUGCUUCAGCUGCUGCAGCUACCUAGCAACCACAAAGCACAAUAAUGGCCACCGCCCUCAGCAGCCUCCGCGCGCCGGCCUUCUCCGUCCGCGCCGCCCCGGCGCCGGCGCCGGCCACCGUCGCGCUGCCGGCCAAGGUCGCCCGCGGCGCCAGGCUGCGCGCGCAGGCCACCUACAACGUCAAGCUCAUCACCCCCGACGGCGAGGUGGAGCUCCAGGUGCCCGACGACGUCUACAUCCUCGACCAGGCCGAGGAGGAUGGGAUCGACCUGCCCUACUCGUGCCGCGCCGGCUCCUGCUCCUCCUGCGCCGGCAAGGUCGUCUCCGGCUCCGUCGACCAGUCCGACCAGAGCUUCCUCGACGACGGCCAGGUCGCCGCCGGGUGGGUGCUCACCUGCCACGCCUACCCCACCUCCGACGUCGUCAUCGAGACGCACAAGGAGGAGGAGCUCAUCUAAGAAGCUCGAUCACUACCUGCUACGCGCUUGCUAUAUCUAGUAUCUGUCUUGCUCUUGCAAGAGAUCGAGUUUGACGACGCCGGACAAUUCCCUUUCUUGUAUCAUGCAUGUCAGUGUCACCAUGAGACCUUGCAAUUAAGCAUCGGCAUCAGCAGCUUCUCCAUCGUUUGUUACUCUGCUUAUUGCUGGUCUCUGUAUCAUUCAUUUUUACUGCGGAUGCAUGAUAGGCUUCGCUCAAGUAAUUAAUAACGUUUUUCCUCUUUAUUUUUGUACAACCAAUACAUAUAUAUACUAUA